This is a messenger RNA of Dama dama (fallow deer), 1568 nucleotides long. It is a transcript of the gene UBALD2, whose product is annotated as UBA like domain containing 2. NCBI's taxonomy places the organism in Eukaryota, Metazoa, Chordata, Mammalia, Artiodactyla, Cervidae. The coding region runs from base 271 to 882 and encodes 203 amino acids. Gene Ontology annotation, molecular function: protein binding. The record is from RefSeq and is a predicted model, not a curated record. The transcript is spliced from 4 exons.
CGAACGUCCGCACGGGAACCGGGCGCCGGCCGAGCGGAGCGGGCCAAUCAGCGGCGGCGGCUCUCGGCCCCCGAACGUUGGGACACGCGGCCCCGCCCCGCGCUGUUGUUUGUGGUGUCGGCCGGCAGCGCGAGCCGGACAACAACACUCGCCAGGCGGGCGGCGCGGCGGCCGAGGGUCCGGAGGCCGCGGGCGGCGGCGGCGAGCGCGAGCGGAGGGCAGCCGGCCUCCCGCGGCCGCCGAGCCCGGGAGUGCGCGCCGGCCGGAGCCAUGUCGGUGAACAUGGAUGAGCUGCGGCACCAGGUCAUGAUCAACCAGUUCGUGCUGGCAGCGGGCUGCGCGGCCGACCAGGCGAAGCAGCUGCUGCAGGCGGCCCACUGGCAGUUUGAGACCGCCCUGAGCACGUUUUUCCAAGAAACCAACAUUCCCAACGGCCACCACCACCACCAGAUGGUGAAGACAUAUAAAGCGCAGGAAACAGAAGUGGUUCAGGCCUGGAUUUGCUUUCUUCUCUUGUCCAAGCUGGCCCCAGGCCUGGGCCUUUGCCCUCCUGGCCAUAAGCAGAUGUGUACCCCCAGCAACACACCUGCCACACCGCCCAACUUCCCCGACGCGCUGGCCAUGUUCUCAAAGCUUCGUGCCUCCGAGGGCCUGCAGAGCAGCAAUAGCCCCAUGACCGCCGUGGCCUGCUCACCCCCUGCAAACUUCAGCCCCUUCUGGGCCUCGUCCCCGCCCAGCCACCAGGCCGCCUGGAUCCCACCCUCCUCCCCCACGGCCCACAGCUUCCACCACCUCCACCACCCACAGCCCACGUGGCCCCCCGGAGCACAGCAGGGGAGCACGCAGCAGAAAGCCAUGGCGGCGAUGGACGGCCAGAGAUGAGACUGGAUGCCGCCGGGCGCUGGGCUGGAGCUGGGGGGCGGUCCAGGGGCGGGGGGAAGCUGGGCGUGCGGGGGUCUCCUGAAGAUCGCACUGGAAGAUUUUAUAUGAGAGUUUUUGUGGGUGGGGGGACAGUAAACUUCCUGAACCACGGGGUCCUUCAGGAGUUUCUCUUCAGGCAAGUUUUUUUGUUUUUUGGUUUUCCUCUUUUUAAUAUAUAACUAUAAUAUAUGUACGAAUAUAUAAAAAUAACUAUGUGAGAACGGGGCUGGCCGACGGGGUGUUAGGUCAGUGGGGAAGGGCCAGAGAAGCCACCCAGGGGGCCAGCACCCCUUCCUCCACCCCUGUCCCAGGGCAGGUGCUUGGGAGCCAGGUGGCGUGACUCUGCAGUCACGUGGUGUCUGCUCCCUGCCUCCUGGACCUCUGCCUUCCCACCCUGUGGGAGGGACUCCCGGUGGUGCUGGGUGGCUGAAGGUGUGGGGGCCACUCCCCACCCCUGGCCAGCUGUGCAGGGCUCGUGUAGGACUUGCGAGCUGGCCCCCAGCCCCAGGGCCGCCCUGCCUCUCCCACUGUGUGCCCGGCCGCAGACAGCAGAGCGGAGGGCUGGCCUUUGGAUGGAGUUCCCAAAUCAAAUCAUCUCACCAGGGUGAAAUUUUAAUUUAAAACGUAAAAGAGACUUUUCUAACUUC